AUGGAUCUUAAUCUUAGUGAUGCUAUUAGUAUUAAUUCUAAUGAGAGUCUAAAUGAGGGAGAUUCAACUGUAGGUUUCGCUCAUAGGGCAAUUAAAGAUGCAACUGUUUCAAUACCAGAAAAUCCAUUAUAUGCUGAUUUGAAUUUACGUGAUGCCAUUCAAAAUCCAUCUGAAGAUAUCAAUUUGGAUUCAGCUACAUCAAUAAAUCUUCUUCAUAAAAAGUCGUUAAGUAUUUUUCAGUUAGUUAUCAUUAUUAUUUUUUUCCUUCGUUUUAAGAGAGCUUUCUCUCCUAAAUUGGAAGCUAAGCAUAAAGAGAGAGUUAAGCUGCAGAAUAAAAGGGAUAAUAGGGAUAAAAAGAUGAAAGGUGAUUGGGAAAAGAUGGAGAAAAAAUGGAAUGAAAGGAAACAAAAAGAAAAUAGAGAAAAAGAAAGAGAAAAUGAUUCUGAAGAUAAAUCCUUGAAAAUUUUGAAUUCUUCGUGCGCAAGUGGAAAAAAAAUUGAGUCCUUGAAUGAAAAACAAUACGAUAUUUAUUUGAAUGAACCAUGUACAAGACAAGCAUGUAAUAAAACUGUUAAAAAAAAGGAAAAAAAUAAUAUGGCUUUGGAUAAUAAAGGAGAAAAAUCGAAAGGAAAAUCCUCCAAUAAACUAGAUUCAGAACUUGAACUUGAAAAAAAGAGAAGAGAAGAGCUCUUUCGUCAAGUGGUUGAAUUAGAUGAGAAAUGGAAAAAAUAUGAAGAGCAUUGUAUAAUGAUGAAUGAAUGGGAAAAAGAAGAAAGAAAAAAAUUAGAAGAAAAAAGAAGAGAAAGAAGGGAAAAACACGAAAAAGAAUUACUAAUAGAAUAUGAAGAGCGGAAAAGGAGCAUGAUAGAAAAAAAUAAAGAGUGGGAAAAGAUAAUACAAAAAGAAAAGAAAGAGUGGAAAAAGAGAAUACUAAAAGAAAAAGAAAAAAUGAAAGAGUGUGAAAAGAAAAUGCUAAAAGAAAAAAAAGAAAUGGAAAUGUGGGAAAAGGGAGUUCUAACAGAAAAGGAAGUAUGGGAAAAGAGAACGCUAAAAGAAAAGCAAGAGUGUGAUAAGAGUAUGCUGAAACAAUUGGAAGAGUGGGAAAAGCGAAUUCUAAAAAAAGGCGAAGAUUGGGAAAAGAGAAUGUUAAUAGAAAAAGAAAAGUUGGAAAAGAAAAUGCUAAAAAAUAAGGAAGAGGGAGAAAAGAAAAUGCUAAAAGAAAAGGAAGAGUGGGAAAAGAUAAUGCUAAAAGAAAAGGAAGAGUGGGAAAAGAUAAUGCUAAAAGAAAAGGAAAAGUUGGAAAAGAGCAUAAUGGAAAAAAAUGAAAAGUGGAAAACAGAAGAAAAUAUGAAAGUUAAUGAAGAAGAAAGUGAGUUGAAUUUAAAAAGAAAAAAAGAACUUGAUAAGAUAAAAGCAAAAGAAGGUAAAAAAAUAAAAAAAAUAUAA
Molecule: messenger RNA, 1446 nt
Organism: Plasmodium gallinaceum
Lineage: Eukaryota; Apicomplexa; Aconoidasida; Haemosporida; Plasmodiidae
Product: fam-i protein
Exons: 2
Coding region: 1-1446 (481 amino acids)
Source: RefSeq, a predicted model, not a curated record